GAAGCAAUCUCGGCGGCAUACCUUCCGCCCUACGCUUUCCGGCCGUCGCGCCGUAGCGAUCGGCGUACUUCUCCGGCUGGGCGCGCGAUUUUCGACCCUCCUCUUGGCAGCCCAGCCGGCUUUUCUCCAGUCCCACGACCCCAAGGGAUUUGGAGAAGCGACGGGGGUGCAUUGGUGGAAACCUGCAGCGGACACACGAUUCUCUGUCACUUUGAUUUGUGCCUCGCGCAGCAUCUGCCUCCGAGCAUCACGCUAGCCAAGCCUGGGCCUUCACAACCACGGUACCGAGAUGUGGUGUCCCCCAAAAGGUACCGCCCUCGGCCCGGACGGGCGAGUGGGCGACGCUGGACGGUCGGGUGGGCAUGAAGCCUCGUGGUCGUGCCCUCCAUCAUGACGCGGAUCCUCUCUCUGGUUGGGCCAGGAGAAUUUGUGGCCGCCCGAUGUGCAAGACGCUUGGCAGCACGUUAUGGAUGGCAGCACCCCCGCACUUUCAAGUACAGUCUGGUUAUCUCAUGGGAUAUAAAAGCAGAAGGCUCACUGCCAUAUAUGCCUCGCCCAUCUUUCUCCUCGCCACCCAAGGCUAAGAACCAGUCAGCAUCUCGUGCCCCGAAGAAGCUGAGCUAGCGGCGCAGGCACACGAACUGCAACCAACCCGGCAGACUGCAUCAGGAACGGAAACGCCAACCAUGCACGCACACGCUGCUCUCGCCGCCGCCCUGGGCCUUCUGGCCCCCACGGUCUCGGGCCAGCUUCACUCGCUGGCCCAGAGGGCGGGCUUGAAGUACUUCGGCACCGCCGUGGGCGAGGGCACGGUCGGCCGCGACCAGGCAUACAUGGACAUCGUCAACAACAAGGCCGAGAUCGGACAGCUCGUGCCGGAGAACGGGAUGAAGUGGGACGCGAUCCAGGGGACCAGGGGCCAGUUCAACUACGCGUCGGGCGACAUCUCGGCGAACCUGGCUGCCAAGAACGGCCAGAUCCUCCGCUGCCACACGCUGGUAUGGCACAGCCAGUUGCCCCGCUGGGUGGAGACGGGCUCCUGGACCCGGCAGUCUCUGCAGACCGUCAUCGAGACGCACAUCAACAACGUCAUGGGCCACUACAAGGGCAAGUGUUACGCAUGGGACGUUGUCAACGAGGCCGUCGACGACGAUGGAGCGUGGCGCACCAGUGUCUUUUACAGAGUUUUCGGAACCGACUUUCUCCCGCUGUCGUUCCGCAUCGCGAGAGCUGCUGAUCCGAGCGUCAAGCUCUACUACAACGACUACAACCUCGAGUACAACGGCGCAAAGACGAACCGCGUCGUCCAGGCCGUGCAGAUCAUCCAGGAGGCCGGCGCGCCCAUCGACGGUGUCGGCUUUCAGGGCCACCUGAUCGUCGGCUCGACCCCGAGCCGCGCCAACCUGGCCACAGUCCUGCGCCGCUUCACCUCGAUGAACGUCGAGGUCGCCUACACGGAGCUCGACAUCCGCCACUCGAGCCUGCCCGCGUCCACGUCGGCCCUCCAGCGCCAGGGCAACGACUACGCAGACGUCGUGGGCUCGUGCCUCGACGUGCAGGGCUGCGUUGGUAUCACCGUCUGGGGCUUCACGGACAAGUACUCAUGGGUUCCCAGCACCUUCCCCGGAACCGGCGACGCGCUGCUGUACAACUCCAACUUCAACCGCAAGCCCGCCUGGUCCUCGGUCUCGAGCCUGCUCGCCGCCGCGGCCACGGGCGGCCCCGGCCCCCAGCCCACCACCAGCGCCGGCCCGGGCCCGACCACGGCGCCACCCCAGCCGACGACGACGCCGCCCCCCACGGGCGGCACCCAGAACCGGUGGGACCAGUGCGGCGGCCAGGGCUGGACCGGCGGCACAGUGUGCGCCAGCCCGUGGACCUGCACCAAGGUCAACGACUGGUACUCGCAGUGCAUUUGAACGCCCUCUCGAGCCUGGCAGGCUUGGGGGAGUGUCGUUGCCUUUUUGCGGCCGAUAGUCACAUUCUAAGCCAUGGAUGCUGGGUGCUCAUGGGGGUAGUAGGCUUUACGGCCCAAAAGGGAUGGUCGACUUCGUGUACACCUUUCGUGCCGCCUCUCACAGGGGUGGCAAAUCACAUAUCACUAAAUACCAAUGCAUAUACCCCGUGCG
Gaeumannomyces tritici R3-111a-1 is the source of this 2129-nucleotide messenger RNA. RefSeq names its product endo-1,4-beta-xylanase A. Gene Ontology annotation, biological process: carbohydrate metabolic process. The record is from RefSeq and is a predicted model, not a curated record. The coding region runs from base 687 to 1919 and encodes 410 amino acids. Gene Ontology annotation, molecular function: hydrolase activity, hydrolyzing O-glycosyl compounds; cellulose binding. The transcript has 4 exons. Gene Ontology annotation, cellular component: extracellular region. NCBI's taxonomy places the organism in Eukaryota, Fungi, Ascomycota, Sordariomycetes, Magnaporthales, Magnaporthaceae.